AUGGACAAUUCUCAAAAUGUAACUGUCGACCCGACGACGGCGACGUUUCCGGCAACCGGUGGAAACUCAAUUCACUUCCUUUCAUCGACUGCGGAAUCGAGAAUUGCUUUUAAGGUAAAAUGCUCGAAUAAUGAUCAGUAUCGUGUUCGUCCAGUGUUUGGAUUUUUGGAAAUAAAAGGGCGUACAAAAUUGGAAAUUCUUCGUUUGGAUGGACCAGCAAAAGACGAUAAAUUGGCAGUUCUUUGGGCAGAAGUUCCUGCCGAUGAGAUUGAGCCAUGGGCUCCGUUUAAGGCUGGCUCCCAAAUGGGCGACAUCACAAUUCAGCUGAAGGCGACUUGA
Molecule: messenger RNA, 339 nt
Organism: Caenorhabditis briggsae
Lineage: Eukaryota; Metazoa; Nematoda; Chromadorea; Rhabditida; Rhabditidae
Gene: Cbr-ssp-36
Product: Protein CBR-SSP-36
Exons: 3
Coding region: 1-339 (112 amino acids)
Source: RefSeq, a predicted model, not a curated record